UAAUCAACUAGUGGACGCAUAUAUUACAAGUUAUUGCAUAAUGUUUUGAUGAGUCUUUGACACUUAUAAAUAGAGUAUUUCUUUUUCAAUCAACUGUUGUUCACAAACAGUUUUGAAUGGCGACCUCUAAGGACAAGCAGGUUCCUCGAGUUCAUCAUUUUGAGCUCGUGGAAGGCAUAAAGCUUCAGAUAAAUGUGUCUGGAUCUUCAACUAUGCGCAAUGUAAGAGUUGAAUUUCAACUUAAGAAUUGUACGCGGACUUGGAUUCUUCACUGGGGUUUUCUUUACCAUGGAAACACGAGCUGGUAUCCUGCCGAACAUCCUAAGCAAGGUGCAUUGCAAACACCAUUUAUUAAGAGUGGAGAAGCAUAUGUAGUCGCUAUUGAGUUGCGGGAUCCCAAGAUACACGCCAUUGUUGUUUUGAAGGAUGGCAGUCAUGACAGAUGGUUAAGAUUAAACCAUGGGAAUUUUCACAUCAAGAUACCUGGAUUGAUGCAAAUACUUCUCAUACCCAUACCAAAGGAUUUAAUAGAGCGCAAAGCACUUCAAAUCUGGGAAAAAGGGAGGCACACAAGCUCGCCACAACAACAACAGCAAGAUUUUAAUGAUGCUUUGAGAGAGCUUCAAUGUCAACUGUUGAAGGGAAUUUCCUUUAAUGAGUUGCAAAGUAGUUGUAUGACUACAUGUACAAAGACAGUGUCCGAUAGUAGAGAGCAAUUCAGAUAUGAAGUACCACCCUCUUCUUGCAGGAGACUGGAUGUUGAAAAGUGGUUGCAAAAGCAUUCUGACGGACAUGCCAAAAGCUCCACUAUUCCAUCAUCAACUUUUGCGGAUCUUGUGGAGAAAUCUGUUGGAGGAGAUAAUGUGAUCUCACAAGAAAAUUAUCUAUGUGGCAACUAUGAAAUAGUGGUCCUGUCAAAAAUUGUUCGCAGUGACUAUCACAUUUUGGUUACCGUGAACAUGAAGGGUGUUACAGUUCUUCACUGGGGUUUAUCAAAGUUGUCUCGAGAGGAAUGGUUGGCCCCUCCAUCUGAAAUAUUACCUGAAAAAUCAAAAAUGGUUGCUGGAGCAUGUCAGACAUAUUUUACAGACAUAUAUACUGGAAAAGGAUCCUUUCAGGUUGUAGAUAUUGAUUUGCAGAAGAAGAAAUUUGCUGGUAUUCAGUUUGUGAUUUGGUCUGGUGGUUCUUGGAUAAAAAACAAAGGGGCAAACUUCUUUGCAGUCUUGCACCCAAUGGAUCCAAAUGGAAAGGUUGAUGGGAAAGGGAAAGGAAUUGUAAAAUGGUUACUUGAUGAAAUAUCUAAAAGAGAAAAAGAGGCUGAGAGAUCAUUAAUGCACAGGUACAAUAUUGUGACAGAGUUGACAGAACAUUGUAAAGGUGAGGGUGAACUGGGGCUCAUCGGUAUAUUGGUUUGGUUGAGGUUCAUGGCAUGCAGGCAUCUCACUUGGAACAAGAAUUACAAUGUGAAACCUCGUGAAAUUAGUGAAGCUCAAGAUAGGUUCACCAAUUUACUGCAAAAAAUAUAUUUGAGCCGGCCAAAUGAUCGAGAAAUUGUGAGACUAAUGAUGGCAUUUGUUGGUCGUGGAGGUCAAGGCGAUGUUGGGCAGAGAAUUCGUGAUGAAAUACUUGUCAUUCAGAGAAAUAAUAACUGCAAGACUGGCAUGAUGGAGGAGUGGCACCAAAAGUUGCACAAUAAUACUAGCCCUGAUGAUGUGAUAAUUUGCGAGGCCCUCUUAGAUUAUGCGAGAUGUGGUUUCAAAAUAGAUGCUUAUUGGAGAACAUUAAAUACUCAUGGUCUCACAAAACAAAAGCUUGCAAGUUAUGACCGUCCUAUUGUGUCAGAGCCUCGAUUCACAACUGAUGCUAAAGAGGGUCUCAUCCGUGACCUGACAAUGUACUUGAAGACGCUAAAGGCUGUUCAUUCAGGUGCUGAUCUUGAAUCUGCUAUUGAAACUUGUUUGAGUUCCUCCUUCAAGGGUCAUGUUUCAGUCGGAAUUGGUAAUUUUGGUGGUUUAUCUCUAAAGUUACAGGAGUGCUUGAAGUUUAUCAAAGAGCAUAUUCAUGAUGAGAAUAUUGGUCGACUGAUGGAGAAAUUACUGGAAUCUCGCAUUGAGCUUCGCCCUGUUUUGUGCACGGCUCAUGGAAGAGCAAGAGACUUACUCUUCCUCGACCUUUCUCUGACUUCAACUAUUAGAACAACAAUGGAAAGGGGGCUCAGACAUCUCAACUUCACUCAUCCACCAGAAAUCAUGUUCUUCAUUUCCUUGUUGCUUGAAAAUGUAUGCCUGUCAAUGGUCAAUAAUGAAGAUCUCAUUUACUGCAUGAAGGAUUGGCACCGAGUCUGUGAAUCAUAUAAAACCAAUGAUGUUCAGUGGGCAUUACAAGCAAAGGCUAUUCUUGACCGAUUGCAGCUAGUACUUGCUGAGAGGUCUCAGAAUUACCAGAAAAAGAUCCAACCUAGUGUCAAAUAUCUUGGUAAUUUGCUUGGUGUUGAGAAAUCUGCGAUUGACAGUUUCACUGAGGAGUUGGUCAGGGCAGGACCAGCAGCUGUUCUAUCUACGCUCAUUAACCAUUUUGAACCUGUUCUUCGGAAAGUUGCAAAUUUGGGCUGUUGGCAGGUCAUCAGCCCUGUGGAAGUGUGUGGUUUUAUAACUUGUGUCAACGAGUUAAUUACUGCUCAGAACAGAGUUUACAGAAAGCCUACUGUUAUUAUUGCACAUAGAGUAACUGGAGAAGAGGAGAUUCCAGAAGGUGCUGUUGCAGUGCUAACACCUGAUAUGCCAGAUGUUCUAUCUCACGUCUCCAUCAGAGCAAGAAAUAAUAAGGUAUGCUUUGCAACAUGCUUUGAUCAGAAUAUUCUGAGAAACCUCAAGUUGAAGGAAGGUAAAGCUGUAUCUAUACAACAAAAGUCCACAAAUUUGAUCAUUCGUGACAUGAGUAGCUCUGACCUAUCUCUUAAUUCUUUUAUGACGCCAUCCAUUCCUCAAGGAGUCAACUUUAAAAGGAAAAUUUUCUGUGGCAAAUAUGCCAUUUCAGUUGAUGAUUUCACCGAUGAGAUGAUUGGUGCAAAAUCUUGCAAUAUCAAAUUUUUAAGAGGAAGGGUCCCAUCAUGGAUUAAGAUUCCUAUGUCAGUUGCCAUACCAUUUGGAGCAUUUGAGAAUGUUAUAUUGGAAGAUGUCAAUAAGGACAUUGCAAACAAGAUUUCCCUUUUCUACAAAUUUGUAAACGGUGGUGACCUUUCAAAACUCCAAGCAAUACAAGAAGCUGUUCUACGAAUGAGUGCUCCACCAUCCUUGAUCCAUGAGCUUAGGAGCAAAAUGAGAAGUGCUGGUAUGCCCUGGCCUGGUGAUCAAGGUGAAGAGAGGUGGAAUCUUGCUUGGCAAGCGAUAAAAAAGGUUUGGGCUUCAAAGUGGAAUGAAAGAGCAUUUAUUAGUUGCAGGAAAGCUAAUUUACAUCAUAACAACCUUUGCAUGGCUGUACUGAUUCAAGAAAUUAUCUGUGGGGAUUAUGCUUUUGUUAUUCACACAAAGAAUCCCUUAUCAGGGGAUAACUCGGAGAUAUAUACAGAGAUUGUGAAAGGCUUGGGAGAGACUUUGGUGGGUGCCUAUCCUGGUCGAGCUAUGAGCUUCAUUACCAAAAAGAACAAUCUAAAAUCUCCUUUUGUUACUGGUUAUCCAAGCAAGCUUAUCGGGUUAUACAGCAGGCCAUCAAUUAUAUUCAGAUCAGACUCAAAUGGUGAGGAUCUUGAAAAAUAUGCAGGCGCUGGGCUUUAUGACAGUGUAGCAAUGGAUGAACAGGAGAGAGUGGUGUUGGACUACGCCCGUGACCGACUGAUAGUUGAUAAAGCUUUCCAACUCUUACUCUUUUCAAGAAUUGCCGAGGCAGGGAAAAUCAUAGAAAACCUUUAUAGUUGUGCCCAGGACAUUGAAGGAGUGGUAAAAGAUGGAGUAAUAUAUGUAGUCCAGGCAAGGCCACAAAUCUAGAAUAAGCAAGGACAUGGUGUCCAUUUCGGAACACCUCGGUUCAUUGGUACUAGGAAGUUGAAGGGUAAGCUUGUGCAGGCAAAACUUUGUGCUAACUGGGCGAGGCUUGGAGCUCAAACUAGAGG
This is a messenger RNA of Pistacia vera, 4108 nucleotides long. Its product is annotated as alpha-glucan water dikinase 2. Gene Ontology annotation, molecular function: ATP binding; kinase activity. Gene Ontology annotation, biological process: phosphorylation. NCBI's taxonomy places the organism in Eukaryota, Viridiplantae, Streptophyta, Magnoliopsida, Sapindales, Anacardiaceae. The record is from RefSeq and is a predicted model, not a curated record.